AUCCUCUGUCAGGCAGCUGAGAUCCCCAGGGGGGAAAAGGCCAGUGCAAAGGAGGAAAAGGCAACCAACACCAAGUUGUGGCCGGGCCGCGAGCAGAAACGGCCAGCAAGAAAGAGCAAGUGCAACCUGACUGCCUGGUGGGAGAACGACCUUGGCUCCAGGAUGCUGGUGUCCACAGUGGACAGCCAGGGCAACUUCUCCGGCGAGUACCACACCGCUGUAUCAAGCGCCCAGAAACCCAUCGAGCCAUCCCCCCUCAUUGGCUCCCAGCACUUGGAUGAGGAUGGGCAAUGCACCUUCGGCUUCACCGUCAACUGGAAGAAGUUUUCUGACUCCACAGCUGUCUUCGUGGGCCAGUGCUUUGCUGGGGACGAUGGGGAGGAGGUCCUGCAGACCUCCUGGCUUCUGCGGGAGAAGGUUGACUCCCUGUCCAGCGACUGGAAAGCCACCAGGUCUGGCCACAACGUCUUCGUUCGGACAGCCUGA
Opisthocomus hoazin is the source of this 486-nucleotide messenger RNA. Lineage: Eukaryota; Metazoa; Chordata; Aves; Opisthocomiformes; Opisthocomidae. The record is from RefSeq and is a predicted model, not a curated record.